AUGGUUGUUCAGUCAUCUAAACCGACUGUUUCUGCUGAUCAGAAAUCUGAAAGGGACGAUAAGAAACCGAGGACUGAAACUUCCUUUGCUAGGCUUUUCCAGUAUUCGACCACCGUAGACAAGCUUCUUGUGUUUGUUGGAAAUGUAUCUGCAGUUUUGUUGGGGGCAUCAUUUCCUUCGUCUAUUCUUAUUUUUCGUUCAAUGAUUAAUGGAAUGUUUGAUGGCUCUUCAAGCAACAAAAUGUAUGGAUUUUUGGGAUGGUAUGUUCUUAUGGUGGCUUUGAUGUUCCUAAUUUGCAUGUGCAAGUCCGUUUGUAUCGGAUAUUCUUCCAAACGCAUAUCAAGACAUAUUCGUCUGCUGUAUUACCAGGCUGUACUGCAAAAGGAUAUAUUAUGGUUUGAUGAACAUUCAUCGGGUGAUAUAAUAAAUAAUUUAUCUGAAAAUAUUAAUUCAAUUGAACUUGGUAUCGGUACAAAAUUGAGCGAAUUCAAUCAAAAUAUGAGUGGAUUUCUAACUGGUCUUAUAAUUGGCUUUAUUGUUAAAUGGAAAUUAGCAUUAGUCGCUUGUGCUACUCUACCAUUUGUUGUGACUGCAUUUUCACUAUUCGGCAUUGCAUUUAAAUAUUUUCAUGCUAAAGAACUUGAAGCAUAUUCUCGUGCAAGUACAGUAUCCAGUGAAGUGUUAUCUUCUAUUCGAACUGUAAUUGCUUUUGGUGGAGAGAAACGUGAAGCAGUACGCUAUCAACGUGAACUAUCAUCAGCUGAAUCAAUGGGUAUUAAAAAAGCGACAGCGUUUGGUGGUGUUUCAGGAUGUAUUGGAUUUGUAAUAUUUGGAUCAGCAGCCUUAGUAUUUUGGUAUGGUGUCAAAUUGAUCCAAGAUGAAAAUACUGAUCCUGGUGCUGUGAUUGCAGUGUUUAUAAACAUUUUACUGGGAAGUAUAUUUCUAGGAAAUGCAUUACCAAAUGUACCAUAUAUUCUGGGUGCUGUCACAGCAUCUAAAGACAUAUUUACUACAAUAAAUCAUGUUUCUGCAAUUGAUAAAGCAAAAAGUGGCAAAAUUGUUCCAAAUUUCAAUGGGAACGUUUCCUUUCAUCAUGUCAAUUUCACGUAUCCCACACGUCCAGAUACGACUGUUCUUUAUAAUUUUUGUCUUACUAUUGAAAGUGGCCAGACAGUCGCAUUGGUUGGCUCAAGUGGUUCUGGCAAAAGUACUAUCAUCCAUAUGCUUCAGCGUUUCUAUGAUCCAACUCAGGGUGAAAUUUUAAUACAAGGUGUAAAUUUACGUGAACUCGAUAUUACAACUUAUAGAAAUCAAAUAGGAUGUGUACAACAAGAGCCAAUAUUAUUUGAUGGUACAAUACGUGAAAAUAUUAGACUGGGAAAAAUUAAUGCAACUGAUAAAGAAAUUGAAGCUGCUGCUAUUAAGGCUAAUGCACAUCAAUUUAUCAUGAAUCUUCCACAGGGUUAUGAUACAAUAAUUGGUGAGAAAGGCAGUGGUUUAUCAGGUGGACAAAGGCAAAGAAUUGCUAUUGCUCGUGUACUUAUUCGAAAGCCUAAAUUAUUACUUUUAGAUGAGGCUACGUCUGCUUUAGAUACACAAUCUGAACGAAUCGUUCAAGCUGCUUUAGAUAAAAUUGUUUACGGAUGUACUGUAUUGGUAAUUGCGCAUCGUUUAUCAACAAUUAAAAAUGCUGAUCGUAUCAUUGUACUGGAACAAGGUCAAAUACGUGAAGUCGGUACACAUGACGAACUACUACAGUUGAAUGGAUUGUAUGCAACAAUGUUACAUGGUCAAGAAAAGAAUCAAAAGCAUGUAGACGACUCCACAGAUAGUGAUGAAUAUGAUGGAGAGAGAUACAAUCAUGAAUAUUUAAAUCUUUCUCAUGAAAAUAAAAGACACAAUUAUAAUCAAGUUUCAUCACCUACCGAAAAAGAUUGUUAUUCAGAUUGCAACAGUACUUCAACGGUUACCGUAUCAAAUAUAAAACCAGUGAAAACUGUACGUUGGGCAAAAUCAUCUUGA
Messenger RNA from Heterobilharzia americana, 2022 nucleotides. Lineage: Eukaryota; Metazoa; Platyhelminthes; Trematoda; Strigeidida; Schistosomatidae. The record is from the annotation of a GenBank genome assembly.